Messenger RNA from Mycena indigotica, 342 nucleotides. RefSeq names its product CBP domain-containing protein. Lineage: Eukaryota; Fungi; Basidiomycota; Agaricomycetes; Agaricales; Mycenaceae. The coding region runs from base 1 to 342 and encodes 113 amino acids. The transcript has 3 exons. The record is from RefSeq and is a predicted model, not a curated record.
AUGAAAUUUUCAAUUGUUGCUGCCAUUCUUAGCCUUGCUGCGACCGUUGUUGCCGGACCUGCGCCUCUGUUUUUGCGGGACGGGACAUGCGAUAUCAAGAGUUGUGUCCUUGAUCUUGGACCCAGCGUCCUUGGCUGCGCCUCUGCUAUUGCUCAGCUUGGUGCCGACCCGUUCUCCGACGCCGGCUGCCUCAUCGCUGCGGCCAAGGAUGUGAAGCAGUUUCCACCAUCCUGCAACGGAUGCGCUGAGCAGUUCGGCGUCACGGAGGCCAUCGGCAAGGCCGCCUCCUCCGUCGAAAGUGGCCUCGAAAGCAUUGGCGGGGACAUUGCUGGACUGUUCUAG